ACAGAAACCAUGUCAUUUACGAAGCUCAAAAAGCUCUUACCGAUUACCUCCACAACACCAAAUCCAUACCCUUCACCUAUGCAGAACACAUUGGCAACAAUACUUUCUGUUCCCUCACAAAUCUCAUUUCAAAGGACUCUUUUGGAAGCUGCUUGUGUGCUUUGUGAUUUUGGGUUUCCUUGGGAGAAGUUAGGUGUGUUGUAUAUGGAGAAGAGUUCUAUAUUUGGGAAAAGUGUUGAAGAGUUGAAAUUGAGGCUUUGUUGGUUUAAAAGAUUUGGUUUUGGUAAUGUUGAAGUUAUUGGGAUUUGUUUGGCUUUUCCUUUUGUUUUGAGUGAGGAAGUGGAUCAAAUUCAAAAGGGUGUUUUUGGGAUUGAUGGGUUGUUUAGUGAUCUAAAGUUGAUUUUUUUGGAUAAUUCUUUGGGAAGUUAUGUUGAGGGGAAUGUAGAUUCUUGGUAUGAGGUGUGUAGAAAAUUGAGGAUGUUUUUCGAUUUAAGUGGAUGGAAGGGUAAUGUAGGAGAACUCAUGGGGAAGAAUAAGAGUAUAUUUGUUGAUCACAAAGAAGAUGAGAUAGUACAUAGAGUAGAGUAUUUGUGUAGAUUUGGUGGAAAGAAGGAGGAAGUGGCUUUGUUGAUUCUACAAUGUCCUGAAGUGUUGAAGCUUGAUUUGGAGAAGACAGUGAUUAAUGUGUUGGAGCUGUUGAAACACUUUGGCAUGAGCUCUAAAGAUUUGGAGGAUGUUAUUGAAAAUUUUGGUCACGUGUUGGGAACAAUUAGAAUGGUUAAUCUACCAAAUGUGAUGAGAGCUAUGGGUUUGCAAGAAUGGUUCUGUGAUAAGUUAAAGGGUGGACAUCAUCAGUUGUUAGCGGAUUAUAUCGCAAGUGAUCGUAAUGAAGACAGGGAUAAAGUUUAUCAAGAUGGUUUGAGGAGAAUUCACAUUUCACGAGCUCGAGUUCAUAGCAUUAAUAAGUUAAAUUUCUUACAUAGAUUAGGCUUUGGAGAAAAUGCAUUGACUAUGAAUCUUUUGGAUUGUUUGCACGGCACAAGCAGUGAGUUACAGGAAAGAUUUGACUGCCUUCUUCGCUCAAGAAUUGAAUUCUCAAAGCUCUGCAUGAUGGUAAGAAAAACCCCAAGGAUUCUGAACCAAAAUUAUGAAAUUAUAGAGCAAAAAGUGAUUUUUUUCAACCAGAAAAUGGGAACAACUUUGGACUAUCUGGAAACUUUUCCAGCAAUGUUGCAUUAUCACUUGGAUGACCGAAUUAUACCUAGGUACAGAUUCCAUACGUGGCUUACAGAAAGGGGUCUGUCUUAUAGAAAAUAUUCCGUUCAAAGUAUGAUCACUGAUAGUGAAAAGAAAUUUGUAGCCCGAGUGUUUAAAAUUCACCCAGCUGCUCCAAAACAUUGGUUCGAGCAAUUCUGUCGCCGUAAAUUGCCAAUGUAAUAACUGUGGUAUUUAUACCUAGUAUAGUGUAAGAAUGUAUGAUGAACUUUAAGAAUGUCUCUGAUUAAUUUUGCACAGUAUACAUACUAUUAAACUU
This is a messenger RNA of Medicago truncatula (barrel medic), 1534 nucleotides long. RefSeq names its product transcription termination factor MTEF18, mitochondrial. The transcript has 2 exons. NCBI's taxonomy places the organism in Eukaryota, Viridiplantae, Streptophyta, Magnoliopsida, Fabales, Fabaceae. The record is from RefSeq and is a predicted model, not a curated record. Gene Ontology annotation, biological process: regulation of DNA-templated transcription. Bases 10 to 1437 code for a protein of 475 amino acids. Gene Ontology annotation, molecular function: double-stranded DNA binding.